UAAUUACGUCGCGGCCGUAUACGAUAAGUAAUACCGUUGUCAGCCGUUAUACGCCGCGUGUAUCAUAUUUGUGAAUCAUUCGCAAACUUCCCGCUAAUCGAUACGAUAUUUCUAUUCUACGUGCCGCUGGCUGGACACAUUGACCACGCAAACUGUUUACAAUCGGCUAGAUCAAUUAUGCUGUCCCAAAUGGAAACGAACAUUAAUGGAAAGCUGGAAGGGAAACGACCCAAGGAACUGAUGUCGUCCUCCAGUCUUUCCGGUAUGUCGCAAUUGUCUAACAGUAGCGAGGAGACCCUGGAGCCCCUUGUACAUAAGCCGCACAAAUCGGAGUCGUUGGAAAGCACAACCAAGAAUAAAAGUCCGCAACAUAACGAAUGGCUAUUGAAUGGACCAAUGGUAAACAAAACAUCUAUUCUACGUUUCAAAUGCUCCGCAUUAGCGACACCCCCGGAAGAACCACCAGCGAGGAAAUUACACAUGACCUAUAAAAUUUUUCAAACGGAUACGAAGCUUAUCAAUCUGCUGCUGCAAUCGCAUGGAUUAACAGAGGUGCCUAUCAACGAGACGGAAUUUAACAUCCUAUGGAUGGGGAAUCAUCCGAAACCGGACAUUCUUCGGAAUUUGAUGCCCCAUCAGAAAGUGAACCAUUUCCCAAGGUAUAGAGCCAAGCGGUCGUACGAGAUCACGCGCAAGGACCGGCUGUACAAGAACAUCGAGGCGAUGCAACGCAGCAAAGGGUUAAGAAAUCUGGACUUUAUACCUCAAACCUUCCUGCUGCCCAGCGAAUCGAGGGAAUUGCUCACGGCCCAUUUCAGGUACCGCGGGCCCUGGAUUGUCAAACCUAAAGCCAGUUCCCGCGGACGUGGCAUUUAUAUUGUUAACAGUCCUGAGAAGAUCCUAACGGACGAAUCGGUAAUUGUCGCACAAUACAUAAACAAUCCACUUCUAGUCGACGGGCAUAAAUGCGAUCUCCGAUUAUACGUCGCUGUGACGAAUUACGAUCCGUUGUUGAUAUACCUGUACGAGGAGGGUUUGGUCAGAUUCGCCACGGUGAAAUACGACGGUGGUAACCAGUACGUCUGGAAUCCUUGCAUGCAUUUGUGCAAUUACAGCAUCAACAAAUUCCACGUAGAUUACGUAAAGAACGAGGAUCCGGACGCGGAAGAUGUAGGCCACAAGUGGACUCUGUCGGCGUUGCUCAGACAUUUACGCUCGAUGGGACAAGACACGGAAUCGCUGAUGCAACGCGUAGAAGAUAUUAUAAUAAAAUCGAUCCUCGCGACCGCCUCUGGUAUUGUCAGCGGCGUCAAGCAAUUCGUUAAACAUCCGGAAACAUGCUUCGAACUGUUCGGCUUCGACAUUCUGAUCGACGACACGUUGAAACCAUGGCUACUGGAAGUGAAUUUAACGCCAUCGUUAGGCUGUGAUUCACCGCUCGACGUUAGGCUAAAAUCAGCGUUGAUAGCCGAUCUGCUUACCCUUGUUGGUAUACCUGCGGUCGAUCCAAUUUUACGGCCGCAGACCAUGAAUCUGAACCGAGCUACCGUUACCUCCACCAAAAGAAUAGCCAACUGCAGAAGAGUACACUCGGCCGAGACAUUGUCGCAAAGGAAAAAGAACGUCAAUAAAAGUAAUAUCAACAAAACGGGAUUAACCUCCGAACAGCAACGAAUAGUAGCAUCCGCGAAAGCCCAAUUCGAACGACGAGGAGGAUUCGUUCGAAUAUUUCCUAGUCCAAAAUCAUGGGAGAUGUAUUCGCAAUAUUUAGAUCCAACAACGGGAAUACCGGUAGUUUCGGAUCCGUUAGGACCAGGCAGAGUCCCGCAACACGUGAACACCAAUUAUAAUCUUAUGUUGCACGAACAAUUGUUCCCUGCAGCGAGUCGUACCACAGGCUUUAUCAUACCUGAAGUUACGCUGGAUAGACUGUCUAGAUUCGAAAGAUACGAGAGAGCUUUGGUGAAGGGUCACAAACAAAGCUUAGAUCGCGGCGACAGUAAGGAAAACAUGGACACUGAUAAGCACAAGUAUAAGAGUCAGGUGGUGCAGUCCAUGCACGACGGAAAUAAACUUAGCCCUGGAGAGGCUAGAAAAGCCUUCGGUUUAUAUUUAGGCCACAUAUUGCGUAAGAUAUCGCAACCUAAUGCCGACCCAGCGUGCUGUGACCUUGUAAUGAAAUUCCUCCAGCAAUCUGCUAGUAAUUUAAGAACACCUUUCUUUUUCACGUUGCCGAGCAGCAAAUUGAGCGAUAAAGAUCGUGCUGCUGUUACUGCUAAGCAGCUCUCGGAUUUUUUACAUCUCUACAAUCGGGAAACGGAUCUUUAUGCUGAUACGGUUGACCGUCCACGUACCGUUCCCAACAAACUUUUCCAAAAGUUUUUAGCCGCUGCGAGCGAAGAGGACUUGGAUGAUAUAUUGAUUCUGCAAACGAGACUGUACAAGUGUGCUCACAGUUUCUUGGGAAGAAGCGGUUUCGCAGGUAGCCUACCAGGUCCUAAUUUAUUGGGCUCUCUGCCGCAUAUUACAUCCCGCGUGUAUUCGAACGCCGCCACCAGCGAACAGUGUAAAUGUAAUCAAUCCAUCAUCAGGCCUACGAAAGCUCCACGUACAUAGCUAAGCUACAAUUUACGAGCAUCCGUUAUAGCAAAGUUAGCUUGUUAAAAUACUAAAUACGGCUGUUCUAGGACUUCCUAGCACAAGUGGACAAUCUCUCUCUUACUUAUUUACUCACGUGUGUGUGUGUGUGUCUCUACACACACAAACAAUCUUUCUCAUCGAAAAAAGUAAUACAGAUAACCAAUUACAAAAGUAAUAUUUUGGGUACGCUUUGAGAACGCUUUAAUGUUCGCUUGUAUAUUUGUUAAGAUAGAAAUGUUCGUUACACGAUACCUCCAACGAAUACAUAAUAUCGUCGAGCCUUCUUAAGGAAAUUUUUUUAUAGCGUUUACAGUCGAAUCCACGUUCUUACAUCGCGAUUUUAUCUUAAAACUAGUCUUUAGCAAACAAAGAUUCAUCGAACCUGUACAAAAGUACGGUAACUCGGAAAUAAAAAUUUCUUGAAUGUAGGUGUCGCACGAGACAGGCGGCCAAUUAUAUUUGGAACAGUUUAGGAUUAAAUCUUUGUAUAUUCGACAAAGCAAUUAUUAAGUUUUAACGAAGAUGCGUUGUAUCGGCCUACUCGACAGACGAUGAAUGUUUAACUAAUUAUCCGUGUCUUGAAAAAUAUUCAGCUUGAAAAGAAAAACAAAACGAAAGAAACAAAAAAAAAAAAAAGAUGAUCUUGGUUCAAAUUUUUAACUAUUUUGCAUCGCACACGCACCGUUUA
This is a messenger RNA of Colletes gigas, 3328 nucleotides long. RefSeq names its product tubulin polyglutamylase TTLL5 (gene TTLL5). Gene Ontology annotation, molecular function: tubulin binding; tubulin-glutamic acid ligase activity. The record is from RefSeq and is a predicted model, not a curated record. Bases 178 to 2616 code for a protein of 812 amino acids. Gene Ontology annotation, cellular component: cilium. Lineage: Eukaryota; Metazoa; Arthropoda; Insecta; Hymenoptera; Colletidae. The transcript is spliced from 15 exons. Gene Ontology annotation, biological process: protein polyglutamylation; microtubule cytoskeleton organization.